Hydatigera taeniaeformis is the source of this 1929-nucleotide messenger RNA. NCBI's taxonomy places the organism in Eukaryota, Metazoa, Platyhelminthes, Cestoda, Cyclophyllidea, Taeniidae. The record is from the annotation of a GenBank genome assembly.
AUGGAUGAGAGGAUCUCCUCCUUUUGUGUUGGAGCAUCGGAAUCGUUUAAAGAGCUAUAUCGGCUUGAAACUGCUUCUUUGAAUGAUUCGAAUUCCUCUCCAAUCUUUGCUAACAAGUACAAAAUUAGAGGUAUCCUUGUUGACCAAGUUGGUAGGGCCAAGGCCCUUCUCACAACAGGCGAUACUAGCGUUGUCCUUUUGUGGGCUUACUUCACAGCUAAAUUGGCAAACAACUUUAUUGAGACGGAGGAACCACGCGCAGAGGCUAGGAACCGCCUUCUUGAAGUUGUCAAUUUUUGCGAAUCUCACAUGUAUCUGGAAUCAGAAGGGAAUUUACUCAAGUUUUCUGGUCUUAUGCAAUAUGUUUACAACUCUUUGGCCGUUGCUACAGAUGUGGAAGAUGAUAACAAAACCAAGAGUCAGUCGGCUUUAUUUUGGCUUGAAAAGGCAAAGAGUGUUUAUGAAAAAUUUAAGUUGAUGUUCGGUGGACCAGAGGCACCAGAAUGUUGGGAGUCUCUUGCAGCGUCGAAUCUUCCUCCCGAACACAGUUGUCUUGUGAAGUCGGUUUAUGGCAAUAAAUCAGAGAAACGAAAAGCUUCAGAGUUGUGUCGAGAAACGCUGCAGCGGCAGCUACAGUUUGCACCGGUAGUAGAUGAACUCCUCGACCUUUAUGGCGUUGCCAAGCGGAGGGAGUUGAGGGAAGUUAAUAAGAAUGAUUCGUUUGCCGUCUCCCCUUCCGAUUGGCUUAUCAACACUCUUCAGCGCUUUGAUCCAAAGGAUUGGGCUAACAACACGGCUACACUGAGUGAAUUUUACGCGGAAAAUGGGGAAUUUAUUAAUGCUUUGGAAUGUUUAAUGACAGCAAAAUCAGUAGCUUAUGAGGGAAAUCAAAGUGUGGAUAAUGAGGACUUAGGUCAAAGCCUGAGUGGAACAAAGUUGUGGGCUGACAUUUCCUGGCGGAUGUCAGAAUAUGCUCUUAGACUGUUGGAGAGGGGAAGCAAAGCCAUACUCGGCUCCAGGUUUACCACGAAUGAAGAUGGUGUUGAUACUCCCUCAGAACUCUAUGGCAGUCUUUUUGGACAGAACACGACGAGAGCAUUACAUGAAGCCUAUGGUGAGGUCACCAAAGAUGUGGAUCUGUCGACGAUGAUAUUUGAGCUGUCACACACCCCAAAAGCCUAUCCAACUGCUGUACGGCUCUUUAAAUGGACGUGCAGAUCGCUCUCAGAGGCUCUGAUUUACUACCGGCUGGACGAACGCUGCACAGAGGCCAUUCAGUUGAUCAGAGCUCAUGCAAACGCGUACGCCUUCCUCUCAAUUUUUGAGAUGGAUAUCUCUCGAAAGUGCUGCAUGCAAAAACGAAGAGUAGACCUUUUAGAGAACUUGCUGGCUCAGUUAAACCCCCGAUUCUACAUGCUGGCAUGUCGAAACAUCAUGUACGAAGGUGCCGAAGCACUAACAGCUCUACGAGACUUGAAUGAGGAAAAGAUGAAGAGAACCGCAGCCAAGGCAUCCCCACCGUCGUCUUCAUCCACCACUGACAAUGUUGCUGAGAUAGUAAAACUAGGGAGGAAGGUGAAUGGAUUGGGCCUGAGAGCUCUGAAUAUGUAUAAGCAACUGUUAGACUCCUUUCUCACACCAGGAGACCAGAGUGAACCACACUUAUACGAGGAGGAGUGGCUUCCAAUUAUUCUGAUGGCACACUUCUACUCGGCACGACUACACUCAAAGACGAUCGUAACAGGACCCUUAGCGAAUCGAGUUGGCGAGUUGAGUCUGGCACUUAAGGCGUAUGAAAAGAUGGUGGCGAUUGCGGAUAGGCAUGCAAAAAGUGGCUACAAGGUGGACAUGCCGGAGGUAGAAAUUGCUCGCGAGAUGGCACAGCUGACGGCUGGGCAGAUUGCAAGAACACAGUUGUUGGAUGCAUGA